GCUGUAGAUUUGAAUGUGGGCGUGGCUUUCUGUAAGGUAUAUCCAGACUUGACAGAGGUGGGAGGUAAUGAUUCGUGUUUGAGGAAGAUGGCGUCUUCAAAGAAGUCUGGGAGCGGUGUUCUUGAAAAAACAGUAAACAGGAGGCGCUCGUCAAAGCACAAAGAAGUUCCAAUAGGGGACAGGACGCACAAGGACUCCAGCAUGAGUUCAGAAGAGGUGAUGGAUACCAAGGCAGUUUUCACUGCCUUGUUUGACGUGUGUGAAGAAAAUGCGGCCUUUUUCUCUGGGGCUUCAAAGGGCCAAGCUGGGGAUGCAGCUCAGCGCCUGGUGGACGCCAUGACCACCAUCCAGGAACAUGCCCGGAGCCUGGAGCCUGUCAUCUCUGGAUUCGCUGCCAUCUACCACCAUUUUGACUUUGACCCUCACAUCCCCGCCAAUGGAUAUCGCUCCCUUGUUAAGGUGGUGCGCUGUUGCCUCCUCCACAUCAUCCACAAAGGGCGCUAUAUCACAUCCAACAGGCGAAGCAUCUUUUUCCGUGCCAGCCACAAUGCGGCAGAGAUGGAAGCAUACUGUAGUGCUCUAUGUCAGCUCAGGGCGCUGCUCUAUCUAGCUCAGAGACUGCUUCACGACAACAGUCACGGCAACCUCUUCUUCCAGGAGGAAAGUGGCCUCAGUCAGAGCUUCCUGAGAGAGUACGCCUCCAUGCAUAAGGGCUGCUUCUACGGCCGCUGUGUUGGAUUUCAGUUUACUCCUGCCAUCCGUCCAUGCCUGCAGUCAAUUGCUAUUAGCCUGGUUGCUUUUGGGGACAACUACAAGAAGCAUCAGUCGGGGAUAGGUGUAGCAGCCAGUUCUUUCCUCACCUCUGGGAAGUAUGCCAUUGACCCUGAACUGAGAGGUCGGGAGUAUGAACGCAUCACUCAGAACCUGGAUGUUCAUUUUUGGAAGACAUUCUGGAACGUUACAGAGACUGAACUUUUAUCAGGUCUGAUGUCUAUAACGGCCACAGCUGUGAAAGUAAAUCGAGCUCUUUCUGUGCCCCCUAUGCCCUUUGACCUGCCGUUGGUGGUGGAUCCCACCCACAUUGUGACCGUGUCUCCUCCAGCAGCUCAUAUCGGCCUGGGGCCUGUGCAGAUGAGGUUGAUCUCAUAUGAGCUGAGAGAAGGACAGGACAGUGAGAAAUUAUUAGCACUGUGUCGCUCAGAGGGGGGCCCGAUAUCUCUUUCUUUGGGCUUGAAGCCGAAGCGCCAUCCCCCUUCCCCAUGGCUGGUGUUGCACUUCCACGGAGGAGGCUUUGUGGCUCAGACUUCCAAAUCACAUGAGCCAUAUCUGAAGAGCUGGUCUCAAGACCUGAAUGCCCCCGUCCUUUCAGUGGACUAUUCUCUGGCCCCUGAGGCCCCGUUUCCUCGGGCUUUAGAGGAAUGUUUCUAUGCCUACUGCUGGGCCAUCAAGAACCACAACCUGCUAGGUUGGACCGGUGAGCGUGUGUGUUUGGCCGGUGACAGCGCAGGUGGAAACCUGUGUGUGACUGUGUCGAUGCGGGCGGCCGCUCUUGGUGUGCGCAUGCCGGAUGGCAUCGUUGCUGCUUACCCCGCUACACUACUCACCGUGUACGCCUCACCAUCCCGCCUGCUCACCCUCAUAGACCCUCUGUUACCCCUCAGUGUGCUCUCACGCUGCCUCAGUGCUUACGCAGGCACAGAUCCACAGGUGGAGAAGCAGGUGGAGAAGGUGAGCACUUUGAGCAUGGUGAGGAGAGAUACUGCCUUGCUGCUCCGAGACUUCAAACAGGGGGCUUCCAACUGGAUCCAUUCUAUGCUGGAUAGAGGAAGUGCAGACUCUGUGAGAAAGAGCGUUUCAGAAGCAUCUCUGACCUCUCCUCACACAGACCCUCCAGUGUCUGCCAAGCCAUCGGAGUACUCCCAUGGGAAAGGGUCUAUGAAGAGCCAGACGUGCCAGGACUUGGGCGCCCAUGCUAACAGCAACGUGCAGAAAAAUGUCAGCGAGACCACCAACCACCUUAGCACCACUACAGCCAACCACAGCUCCAUCCUUGACAUCACUCUGACACCCGAGAGCAAGCCCGAGGAUGUGAGUUUCUUCCUCUGCAAAGAAGUGGAUCCCUCUGUGUCAGAAUCCUUUUCUGCUGUGGCCAUUCCGCCCCCUGCUGGUGAGGAGGACUCUGAGACACCCCGGGAGUUUCCAGACGGCUUUGAGCCUCUGCGCUCAGAGCAAUUAGCAGAAAUGAACGUACAGACCUCUCCCAUCGUCAGAAACCCUUACAUGUCCCCCCUUCUGGCUCCAGACAGCAUGCUCAAGGGACUACCUCCCAUACACAUUGUGGCCUGUCAUCUGGACCCCAUGCUAGACGACUCUGUGAUGUUUGCCAAAAGGCUGCGAGAUGUCGGUCAGCCAGUGACCCUAUGUGUCGUGGAUGACCUUCCUCAUGGCUUCCUCAGCCUGUCACAGCUCUCGAGGGAGACUCGAGAAGCUGCUAACGUAUGCAUGGAGCGAAUCAAGGAUGUCUUCACCAUGAAAGACCCUCUGCCAGAGAUGCGCAAACACCGCAAAUUGGAACGGACCAUUCAGAAACCUUCUGCUACCAAAAAAGACCACAUUCAACUUUCGCAAGUGACCGUGCUGGAGGAAGAGGGGGUAUCUGUUGCUGGAGAAGCUUCUGUUGUGAAUGAUGAGGGACUUGCUGGCUUUUACCCUCCCUCUGAAUCUGAAAAGAUUCCAGCUUAGAAUUUUGGACUGGUUUUGUUCUGAAUCAUACCAAAAGAGAGAUACGAAGGCCAGAGUAAGGCCAUAUUAUGUGAAUCACACCAGGGGCGGAGCAAGGGGGUGGUUAGAUGGGCUUAAGCCCUGAAUGUUUUGUCAAAAGCCCUGAAUCUUUUGGAUUUUUAAAAACAAAUUUAACUUGUUUUCAUUUUCUCUCAGUCUUUCUGACUGGAGCUGCAAAAAAUGUAAACAAAUCUCUAUUACCGUGCGUGGAUGCGGAUGGUAAUGCAUCGCGCAUCACUCAGCUUGACAGCCAACUGCCAAUAAAACCUAAAGAAGAAAUUCAUCGUCGUUGUCAUGAGGGGCUGGCUGCUGGCGCCUAGCAGGCUUUUUGUAUGUUUCACUGGCGUCGUAGCAAGCUUACAUAAAUUAUUAUGGACAUAACAAAGUUUUCUUUACAGAAAACUAAACCUCACCGGCCGGAGAGAGAUUCAGCGUCAGACGACCCGUGGACAAAUGUUUACGCGUCUUUGCAUUGACUUUACAUUGAAAUCACUCACCCCUGACGCGCUAUUCGCGUCCGGUGUGAACGCACCUUGAUGAUUUGUGGGCACAUCUAAUCUCGGCACAUUAGUGGGAUAAGAAAAGAGACUAAUUGAGAAUUGAGAAAUAUUAUAUAUUGCUGAAGAAGAUUAGAAAGUCAAGAGAAAGUAUAUUUCCUCCUGAUGACAACAAUUACAGUCACGUUUCAGAUGCAUCAAUAUCG
Messenger RNA from Pimephales promelas (fathead minnow), 3484 nucleotides. NCBI's taxonomy places the organism in Eukaryota, Metazoa, Chordata, Actinopteri, Cypriniformes, Leuciscidae. The record is from RefSeq and is a predicted model, not a curated record.